ACAGUCCCUCAAAGGCUCAUUUUAUUGCAACUUCAAUGCUAUUAUAGCAUUGCUAUAUUAUUUUGAGUUUUUUUCUUGGGUGAGUUUCUUGGUGGUUUGGAGCUAAUGGUUAAUAUUCAUGGUGCCAUAUCAACGCUGAUUUCUAAUCAUCAGUUUUAAUUAUAACUUUGGAGUUUCGUAUCCAAUCAUCAUUGAAACUGGAACCAUUUUUGGUUGCUCAAUCUUCAAGAAUAAGUCUAAAGUAAUGAAACAGACAAUGAUCAAACUGGAAAAGAAGGAGAGGAAGAAGCGAGAACCCAACUGUGCUCUUUGCCAGAGCCAUGGUAUUAAGGUGUUGCUUAAAGGGCACAAGCGACACUGCAAAUUUCGAUAUUGUGAGUGUCCAAAAUGCUUAGAAAUAAAAGAGCGACAAGAAUAUAUGGCUGACAUGCAAUAUAUCAAGAGGAAUGGGGUAGCUGAAGAAGCUAGGCUUGGUAAGCGAGCCGAUAUGAUUGCAAUUUACAAUGAGCGUAUGAAGAACAAGAGCAAGAAAAAAGUUACAGAGCCCGAUGGAUCUGGUAAAGAAGCAAGAAGUACUCCAUUAAAUGGAAAGUCAAUUACUCUUGAAUCUGUCGACUCUAUUGUUCAAGAUCUUAUCACCUAUAUUCGUGAUGUACUCAAAAUUACUGACGAGGAUGAUAUACUCUUUCAUUGUUUGGUUGUAUUGAUUCAAGACCUCGAUGGUAUUACCGACAAAUCUCAGCUUCUCAACAUUUUAUCUCUUUACGGUGAGUGAAGGAAGUCCAACUUCCACCGACCUUCUCAUCAUUUGCUUAUUUAUGUUAUUAGCUUUCUUAAUGGAUCUUAGAUCAUGUGUGUGUGACUUUUGAUUAUGGUCCAGGACCACUAAUCAAAAAUAAAAUAUUGUCAUUUUUGUAUUUGUUAUUAUCUCAUAAUUUUGGAAUUGUUUCAAUGUUUGUCUUAAUGUUCCGUCAGUAUUUUUGUCAUUAAAUGUCCUGUACUGAUUUGAAUGAUAUCAAAAUAUCAACAAAAAAAAUUACUUUUACCAAUUAACAUUAAAAUUAAUGUUUUAAAAAAUAAA
Molecule: messenger RNA, 1081 nt
Organism: Tetranychus urticae (two-spotted spider mite)
Lineage: Eukaryota; Metazoa; Arthropoda; Arachnida; Trombidiformes; Tetranychidae
Source: RefSeq, a predicted model, not a curated record